Molecule: messenger RNA, 1127 nt
Organism: Zeugodacus cucurbitae (melon fly)
Lineage: Eukaryota; Metazoa; Arthropoda; Insecta; Diptera; Tephritidae
Gene: B9d1
Product: B9 domain-containing protein 1
Exons: 3
Coding region: 247-831 (194 amino acids)
Biological process (GO): cilium assembly
Cellular component (GO): MKS complex
Source: RefSeq, a predicted model, not a curated record
CCUUUUCAAAAAAUUAUUUUCAUAUAUAUUUUUCAAAAUACAUAGCUAAUAAUUGUAUUCUGGCAGCAUUUCGAAUUAAUUGACGUAAGCACCGAUUGGCAUCUCAUGCAGUAUUGCCAUGGCUACCAAAAUGUAUACAAACAAACGGAAUUGCACUUUUAUAACGCUCAGGAAGCACAUCCGCAUAAUAAAAAUUGCUAAUAGAAAGGAAAAUCUAUAAUUUUAUACUUUAAAUCACUCUCUGCCAUGCCUGACUCACCAACUACAGCCAGUUAUUUCAAUAUCUUCAUUACUGGCCAAUUGGAAGCAAUGGAAUUCCCAUUAGGUCCAAGUGCAGCCGAAGUGUUUUGUCGCUACGAAGUAGUGUACGGUCCUGAUUGGGAAUUGGUAUCCGGUAUACAAAAUGGCAUUUCGCAAACCGCUUCGAAUAAAAGUGGUUACUUUAAAGACAAAAUCAUAUUCAACCUGCCAUUAGAAUGGACAUUUAAGAGCACAACGCCUUUUGGUUGGCCACAAUUGAUCGUGUGCAUAUAUGGCCGAACUCGUUGGGGUGCGGAGACAUCUCUGGGUUAUAGUCGUAUAAAUUUGCCGGUAUUUGGCGCGGAUGCCAACAGCCCCAUCGUUGCCCCCAUACUUUGUCCACGAAAUAGCAAUAUGGUGUCGGAGUUAGCCAGUUGGAUAACAGGCCGUAACCCUGAAUUAAAAGAUCCGAAAACUUUAUUGAGCAGCGGCAAGUUGAAAGGCAUUUCAGCGGAAUCUUAUGGCGAGGUCAUCUUUAAACUUGCAACUAUAUUAAGAGGUACGAAUCGGCUAGGCUAUGAUUGGGGUUAAGGCUUCUAAAAUGUGUUGUGCUGACUAAGGAAUUGAAGAAGUCUUUGAAAUAACUUUCAACUACUCUAUAAAAUGGUACUUUUUAAUUCCAAUCGUAAUUCAACUAAUAUAAAACGAAUAAGCGUAAUCGGUUAGUUUUUCAAAUAUUCAGUACGAUAUUUGCUUGUUGCUAAUAAUAACAAUAAAUUUGUAUAGGAAAAUCAGAAAAUUCGUUAUCUCUUAGUUUUCUGGUUUCUUCCAGUUCAAUUAUACAUUAUAAUAUUUCAAUACUCCAUUGCUUAAAAUAAAAUACAGCC